GAUGAACGAUCAGUAGUCAACAGGGUAAAAAUAGCACUCCUAAAGAAGAUGCAUUUUCCAGUUAGAUACCAACUUGAAAGAGGGAACUUUAGCAUAAAACCCACAUGGAAAACUGAGAUUUGGCAAAUAACAUAUAAAGAGAGGCUUAUUUGACGCCAAACCAACAACAGUAGUUACUAAAACAUAAAUUGCUAAUGUAUGAUUUAAAAGGUGGAUUUUAUGAUGUAAUGUCAACUUUAUAUAUUUCUAUCCCGGGACUAUUCAAUUUUGAACUCACCCACAGCAAUUCUCCAUAAAUCUGCUGUGGAUUACCCAGAAUCCCGAAAUAAAUUAAUACAUAUGUGAUCAUUCAAAAACAUAACUGGUUGUGUUUAUAGGGAACCAGAUCGUGAACACAACUAAGUUACUAAGUCUAUAACCACACUGUAUUGUUACACUGGUGAGUAAAAACUCAUGCUUCCUACACUAACUUUUUGUCUGAACAUUAUAAUAUAUAUUUUACGUCACACUAGCGUCAUUGUCUUAAAGUCACACAUCUCCAUCGCAGUCAGAGGUUCAGACUGAGCGUUACCAACUCCAGUCAGCAGAUGGCGGUGUGCGAUUUUAAGGCAAUGCUGUUAGUGUGACGUAUAAUCUAGUGGACGGAACGCAAUGCUGUUAGUGUGACGUAUAAUCUAGUGGACGGAACGCUUCUUUCAGCAACAGUUAUUCAGCCACCUCGGUAGCUUGCUAGCCAAAAUAGCCGAACCCAUACAGCUCUUUAGACGCUUUAGCGUAUAUUAGCCACUGUAUUUUAAACCCUCGUCUGUCGUCUAGUUAGUUAGUUAUCCUAUUUCAUUUCAUAUUUACGGUGUUGUUGUUAUUAUUCAGCUAGCGGGCUGGUUAAGUUAGCAUUAGCCUAGCUAGCUAACAUCUCCGACCAUGAGUUCACUAAAUUACUCUCUUCCUGCUGAAGAAGAGACGGUCUGCUGGACGGAGAAAGAAGCUCUCAUCAAAGAGGAGGAGGAAGAGAAGGAUGUUACAAUACAAAAACAAGUAGAGGGUGAGGUUGUUACCCUGAAAGAAGAAGAGAAAGACGUUUCAGUGAAAGAAGAGGAAGACGUUACAGUGAAAGAGGAGGGGUUCCGAGUGAAAGAGGAGGAAGGUGUUACAGUAAAAGAUGAGGAGGAUUCAGUUUUUGAAGUGAAAGCGGAGGAGGGGGAGAAUACGGUCUCAUCGGAAGAAGAGGAGGAAGAAACUGGAUAUCUGGGCCCGAUUUCCCAAACACAAUUUAAGGCAUCCAGUGGUUCUAAAGAUGAACUUAGCCAUAAGAUGGUUUUGAGAAACCGGGCCGUGAUUACCACUGGAGAGAGACGGGACUACCGUGGGUCCUCUGGGGAGCCUCAACAACCUCAUGAUGCUGACGAGGCAGAGAAGAGUCUCUCCACAUCAGAACACUUCAAGAAACACCAGCAGAGAUCCACAGGGAAGAAAUCUCACUGCUGCUCUGACUGUGGGAAGAGAUUCACCUCAGCAGGCAUUACAAUUCAUCAGAAAAUCCACACAGUAGAGAAACCUUAUAGCUGUCAAUGUGGGAAGAGUUUUACUCAUUCAACCAGCCUGAUAACACACCAGAGAACACACACAGGAGAGAAACCGUAUAGCUGUACUCAAUGUGGUAAGAGUUUUACUCAGCUAAGCAACCUUAUAUCACACCAGAGAACACACACAGGAGAGAAACCAUAUAGCUGUGGUCAAUGUGGGAAGAGUUUUGGUCAAUCUAGCACUCUGACUCUACACCAAAGAAUACACACAGGAGAGAAAUCUUAUAGCUGUACUCAAUGUGGUAAGAGUUUUACUCAGCUAAGCAACCUGAUAUCACACCAGAGAACACACACAGGAGAGAAACCAUAUAGCUGUAAUGAAUGUGUGAAGAGUUUUAUUCAUCUAAGCAGCUUGAUGUCACACAAGAGAACACACACAGGAGAGAAAUCUUAUAGCUGUACUCAAUGUGGGAAGAGUUUUGAUACAUCUAGCCAUCUUAUUGUACACCAGAGAAUACACACAGGAGAGAAACCUUAUAGCUGUGGUCAAUGUGGGAAGAGUUUUGGUCAAUCUAGCACUCUGACUCUACACCAGAGAAUACACACAGGAGAGAAAUCUUAUAGCUGUGGUCAAUGUGGGAAGAGUUUUACUACAUCUGCCCAACUGACUCUACACCAGAGAACACACACAGGAGAGAAACCUUAUAGCUGCUAUCAAUGUGGGAAGAGUUUUACUACAUCUGCCCAACUGACUCUACACCAGAGAACACACACAGGAGAGAAACCUUAUAGCUGUGAUCAAUGUGGGAAGAGUUUUGCUGCAUCUAGCACUCUGACUCUACACCAUAGAAUACACACAGGAGAGAAACCUUAUAGCUGUGAUCAAUGUGGAAAGAGUUUUGGUCGAUCUGGCCAGCUGACAUCACACCAGAGAAUACACACAGGAGAGAAAUCUUAUAGCUGUGCUCAAUGUGGAAAGAGUUUUGGUCGAUCUGGCCAGCUGACAUCACACCAGAGAAUACACACAGGAGAUAAAUCUUAUACCUGUGGUCAAUGUGGGAAGAGUUUUACUACAUCUAGCAUUCUGACUGUACACCAGAGAACACACACAGGAGAUAAACCUUAUACCUGUGGUCAAUGUGGGAAGAGUUUUACUACAUCUAGCUCUCUGACUGUACACCAGAGAAUACACACGGGAGAGAAACCUCAUAGCUGUGAUCAAUGUGGGAAGAGGUACACUGAUAAAAGAUCUCUGAUUAAACAUCAGAAAAUACAUGGAGUUGUUUCAUGAUAUCAAUGAAAUAAUGUCACAAUGUAGAAUGUUUUAACAUUGUAGAAGGAGUAUUUUAAUAUUAUCACAAUGUAGAAUGUUUUAACAUUGUAGUAGGAGUAUUUUAAUGAUGUCACAAUAUAGAAUGUUUUAACAUUGUAGAAGGAGUUUUUUAAUGAUGUCACAAUGUAGAACCCUAAAUGUUUGUCCCCUGUUCUAUUGAUUUCAACAUGAUAUGGAUAUUAGCCUCAGGGGGAAUAAUCCAGGCUCUGAAUUGAAAGAGUACUAUUUAUGAGAUUUAACAAAAAGUGACUAACACAAAAAGAGCUGCGAUCUAUUUUCUACAAAUUGUCCUCUAAUCAGGGAUGUACACAUUAUUCCCAUAUUCUGUGUGGUUUUUGAGCUGUUAGUUUUAACAGGACGCGUAACCUCAUCUCCCUUCUGUCACACAAUUAAUUUUGACAUGAUAUCGAUGAGUGAUGACAAAUAAGUGUUGUGUUCGUUUGUUUAGCGACCCCUACAUUUAAAUUCAUCACUCCAAAAUGUAGCUGACUGUCUUCUGCGGGUUGUCAUCUAACCAGUGAGGUUAAAGAUAUCUCCCAUUUCCAUGUUUUUCUUUUGUUGUUAGUUUCAACAGCACGUACAACCGGAUUUCCCCCCUAAUCGAUAUCAGUGAUUUAUUGCUACUUGUCAAAACAACAGCGUUUCUGGUGCUUGUGCAGUUUAUAAGGUGCUUGUUUUAAAAAAUAUUAUUAUUGUGGCAGAUGUUUGUGUAAAUAGCACAUGUUAGGUUUUCAAUUUAUCCCAAACUGUUUCUGCAUAUUGGUUAUUGAUUUGGACAUGUUAAAACUGUGUUUUGACAUUGGGCUAUCCCACCUAGCAAAAUGUAAUUGAAAAGCCGUUGAAAAUAAUACUAUGCAAUCAAAUAUUUCAUAUUAACAUUUCAUGUAACAUUUAGUAAUGAAAUUUAUUCAUGCAACCAACUGACAAUUUUUUGGGUACAAUUAUAUUGACAUUGUUGCCCUGCUUUUAGAAUAUCAAGGUUAAUUCUCAGAUGUGCCAACCCAAAUGUACUAGAGCAUGACAUUGGGGACUGGGACCCGAUCCAACAACAUGCCUAUCUAGUGAACUCUGAAAAGAGAGAGAAGCUCCGCAGUGAGGUGGAAAGUUACUACGGAUAUUGCAGGAGUUUCCUCUUGAAAUCAGACAUGUCUGUGGUGAGAACAACCUGGUUGCUGAUUGUCUCAAGGGGGGCAGUCAAAAUGUUUUGUGUUUUGCGUUUAGCCAAUGCAUUGCCAUGGAUCACAGUUUAUUUUGACUGCACGUUUUUCCGUAUUGGAGAUGAGUUUUGUUUGGGCUCGUUCCAAGGGGACAAGAGUUCUAGAAGCGAGUGAGUUUUAGGAAGACGAGAGUUCUAGAAGCUAGUGAGUUCUAGAAGCUAUAGAAAGAAAAAUCUUUGUGGGAAUAAUAAAAAAUAAAUAUUGUUUGUAAUUGUUGUUUGCCAGUAGACAGACACCAUGUUUAUAUUGGUGACGGUGAAGCAUUGUAGUUGAUUAUAAUGUGAAAUUGAAGUUGUUUUCUGUUGUUGGUGAGCAUUCUCUUAGCAAACUUAAGGUGUUAGUUAGUCUUUGGUUUUUCCAUUUAUGUUUUGAGGUUGGACUUUAGCACAUAUAGCUAGUUAGCACGUAGGACGCACUGAUUGGUGUCACCUCGUUAGUCAGUAUGUGUUACACCUGUGCUGGCUUGUCCAUCUCGUUAGUGGGAAGGUGUUUCACCUGAGCUGGUCCAGGUUCUAUUUAAGAGUGUCUGGCCCAGUGCUCCAGUUGUCUUGAUAGAUGUGGAGAGUCAACACCUUCAGUUGCUCCACCUUUUUGGUUUGCUUCCUGUCUUUAAGUUUGGUGUGGGUUUUUAUAUUGUUUGCCUCUUCUUGGGCAGAUUUAGUGGGUCUCAUGGUGGGUGUCUUUUAGGUCCCAGUUGUUGUUACUAGUCAACUUUCAGUCGACACCCCCAUAAUGUCUUUGAGAACCACUCCUAAAAAACAAGCUUAUAUUUUGGGUUGGAUAUUUCAUCCAAUUAGUGUUUUAAUCAAUGGCAUUUCCUUAGAAUGCUUAAUGUUAAUCUUCUGUUUUUUUUGUGUACUAAAUAUUUCUGGGUAUUUUCAUUGUUUUCUCCUGUGAAGCCAUUGUGUUGCA
Salvelinus fontinalis (brook trout) is the source of this 4985-nucleotide messenger RNA. RefSeq names its product zinc finger protein 260-like. Gene Ontology annotation, cellular component: nucleus. Bases 922 to 2814 code for a protein of 630 amino acids. The record is from RefSeq and is a predicted model, not a curated record. NCBI's taxonomy places the organism in Eukaryota, Metazoa, Chordata, Actinopteri, Salmoniformes, Salmonidae. The transcript is spliced from 2 exons.